Molecule: messenger RNA, 918 nt
Organism: Paramecium primaurelia
Lineage: Eukaryota; Ciliophora; Oligohymenophorea; Peniculida; Parameciidae
Source: the annotation of a GenBank genome assembly
AAUAUAAAAUGCUUACAGGCAAAGAAGAAUAGCCUUUAUUGCUUUUGAGAGUAAUGCGCUUAAAAAAAAGUCUAGUCCAAUCGAGGAAAUUAAGAAAGCAAGGAAUUACCAAAGUAUUUAAGGAGUACAUUCACUGACACCUAUUAAUUGUAAGAACCAGUAAAGGAGAAAAGAGGCAAAAAGAUUUUACCUUAGUAUGCAUUUGGAAACUCUUUGGAAUCACCAUCAUUUUUUAGAAAUGCAAAUACAUUGAUUUGUAAAGAAAGUUAUGACAAUCCAUUUCUUAAGGGACAGUAGAAACCAAAAAGCAAAUGGGAAUCAUUACGUAGCAAUACAUUGAAUAAUUAUGAUUUCUAUAAUAUUUCAGAAUAGAAAUUUAGUAAUAUGCCAUCAGAAGGAUUUCAUAAUAUAAGAUUAGUGAAGUAUAAAUGAAAUAAAUAUAAAAAGUACAGUUACAAACUAGAUAAAUUUUGUAAAGACUCCUAAAGUUAAGAAUUAAGAUUAUACUUUCUAAUAAGCAUAUCGAACAUUAUAAAAGACAAGUCAUUUUAGACGUAAACAUGGUGAGCAUUUAUUAUUAUUAUAUUAAUAGAAUUGUUUACAGAUUUUAUUGAAAAAAAUGAUAACUAAAAUGUAUAUGGACAUUUAAAUGAUCGAUAAAGACCAAAAGGACAUUUAAGGGAUGUUAAAAACUUUAGUUUGACUCCUUAAGAAGUUUAGAUACAACAUAAAUAUAAUUUCAAUUCUAUGAUUACCAGUCCUAAAUAUAAGACUUCAAGAAAGUAAGAGUUUCCUAGGGUGAACAAAGCAGAUGAGAAGAUAGAGAAAUAUUUCAAAAGAGAUUAGAAGUAAAUUGUGAUUUAUGUUCUUUAAGUUUUCUUAAUGCUUUGAGCAAUUCAAUUAUUGUUACUCAUAUUG